GGCGUGGUUAGGGAAAGGGGAUCGGGUAAAAUCCCAAAACAAUGCUGCCGGUUGUAGUUGUCUUGGCUCUGCUGUGGUUUUCUAGUGGAUCUUCAGCAGAUCCACAGAACAUCACAGCUGAACCUGGACAGGAUGUCACUCUGAGAUGUAAAGAUACAGAAAAAAACAAGAUCAUACUUUUAGAAUGGAGUAAGACAGAUCCAGUGAAUAAGAUUAUGUUUGUGAUUAGAAAUGGACGACCACUUCCAGCAGUUCAGGAUGAGUCUUUCAAGAACCGAGUGUCUCUGAAGGACCCUCAGAUGAAGGAUGGAGAUCUGUCUGUGGUUCUGGAGAACGUGACGGUCGAUGACACUGGAACAUACGAGUGUAGAGUCAGACUAGAAAAUGAUCCACAGAGAAACAUGAAGCUGAUCUCCACCAUCAACCUGUCAGUGAUUCCUCCAGGAGAAGAAGGAGAAGAUGAAGAUGGAGUCAAAGAUGGAUCCAUUCGUGGUCUUCUGGGUCUGAUUGCUCUGCCGGUUCUGGUUGUGGUUCUGGUUGUGGUUCUGUGGGUCUACAGGAAGAAGUCCAGAGGUUUUCCUGCAGAGUCCUCAGACAAACCCACAGAGGAUCUGUGAGGUUAACCCUUUACAGCAGCUGACCUCUGAUGACCCCUUCUUUCAACGACUGAUGCUCUCAGUUCAUGUGGUUCCAGUGAGAACUGAAGAGGAACCAAGAGAACACUGGAAUGACAUGAACUCCAGAACCUGUUCCACAUGUACAAUCACUGAGAGCUGCAGCUCUGCAGGUCAACAGUCAGGAGGAAGAAACCAGACGAUUGGAUCAACAGGAGAAGAUCUGAGGAUCAGGAAGGAUCACAGACUCUGGAAGUUUCUUCUUUAAACCAAAGUCAGUAUUAUUAAACCUUCAAGCCUUAAUGCAGGAGGCCAGGUCAAAGGUCAAAGGUCAAACCUUCAACAGGAGAAGAUCUGCAGAUCCAGAAGGAUCACAGACUCUGGAUUCUGGAUCCACUUUAAACCAUCUA
Messenger RNA from Oryzias melastigma (Indian medaka), 1024 nucleotides. RefSeq names its product sodium channel subunit beta-3. The record is from RefSeq and is a predicted model, not a curated record. Gene Ontology annotation, cellular component: external side of plasma membrane. The transcript is spliced from 3 exons. Lineage: Eukaryota; Metazoa; Chordata; Actinopteri; Beloniformes; Adrianichthyidae. Gene Ontology annotation, biological process: T cell costimulation; immune response; negative regulation of T cell proliferation. The coding region runs from base 42 to 617 and encodes 191 amino acids.